UUUAUCUUCUUCUCCAGGUUUACACGCAACCACCACCAAAUGUCGCUCAUACCCUUGCCGGAAUCACUUGUGCCGUUCUUGGAGCCGUAUCUUCCGACUCCUAAGAUUCAACACCAAAAACGUCCUUUUGUAACUCUCACAUAUGCUCAAUCCCUAGACUCCAGAAUAGCAGCCAAAAAGGGUACCCAAACUAAGAUUUCCCACUUGGAAACUAAGACGAUGACUCAUUAUUUGAGAUCAAAGCACGAUGCCAUAAUGGUGGCAAUCGGAACCGUUCAGGCAGAUGAUCCGAAGCUCAAUUGCAGAUACAGAGAAGAUGGUAACGAUCACAGUCCAAGACCUGUCAUACUAGAUCCACAUGGAAAAUGGAACUAUAGUGAAUCCCAAUUGCGAGCAAUCUGUGAUAACAAGCAAGGGAAAGCUCCUUAUAUCAUAAUUGAAGAAAAUGUCAAACCUAAACAAGAAGACAUUGAAAUAUUACAAGAGCAGAAUGGACUCUUUAUAUAUCUUCCAUUAUCUACAGACCAUUCUGCAAAUUGGGAUCUCAUACUACAGAAGCUUCACGAUCUUGGAGUAGAAUCAAUAAUGAUCGAGGGUGGUGCUAUGGUCAUCAAUGAAUUACUAGAUUUCCACAGGACGCAGCAUGACUUGAUCGACAGUCUCAUUAUUACUGUGGGACCCAUUUUUCUAGGAAGCCAAGGUGUAGAAGUUAGUCCCAGAAAGCAGGUUAAUCUUGAAGACGUCAAGUGGUGGACUGGAGUCAGCGAUAGUAUAAUAUGUGCCAAAGUAACGAAGUAA
Scheffersomyces stipitis CBS 6054 is the source of this 798-nucleotide messenger RNA. Its product is annotated as 2,5-diamino-6-(ribosylamino)-4(3H)-pyrimidinone 5'-phosphate reductase. Gene Ontology annotation, molecular function: 5-amino-6-(5-phosphoribosylamino)uracil reductase activity; NADP binding. Gene Ontology annotation, biological process: riboflavin biosynthetic process. The transcript has a single exon. The annotation marks the transcript as partial. The record is from RefSeq and is a predicted model, not a curated record. Lineage: Eukaryota; Fungi; Ascomycota; Pichiomycetes; Serinales; Debaryomycetaceae.